Messenger RNA from Penicillium egyptiacum, 1818 nucleotides. The record is from the annotation of a GenBank genome assembly. NCBI's taxonomy places the organism in Eukaryota, Fungi, Ascomycota, Eurotiomycetes, Eurotiales, Aspergillaceae.
AUGCUUCGCUUUCAGUUCUUUUUGUUCCUUCUUUUGCCAUGGAUGGCUUCGGCUGGUCCGAUCUCUCGCUGGCUGUCUCAGCCAUUGGAGUUACCUGAACCGACUUCUCUCCCCUUAUUGCCUGAUAUCGAACGGCGUGAAGCUGGCGGUAUCACUGAAAUCACGCCUGUGGCGGCACCUACGCAGUUACCGUUUACGGCCGAGGAGCCAAUAUCAACUAUAUCCCGCGUGUCAACCACAACUCGUGAGACAACUACUAGUCAGAAGCCAACUACAACCCCGAAGCCGGCUACAACUCCAAAGCCAACUACAACCCCAAAGCCGGCUACAACUCCAAAGCCAACUACAACCCCAAAGCCGGCUACAACUCCAAAGCCAACUGUAACUCCAAAGCCAGUUACAACUCCAAAGCCAGCUGCAACUCCAAAGCCAACUACAACUCAGGAGCAGACUACAACCAAAAGGGCGACCACCACCUCUCAUGCGUCCAUUAUGACUCGGCUAUCCAUAUCCUCAUCCACAACCCCGGGAAUGCUGCGUUCAUCACCCAUAGCUAGUUUGUUACCAGUCUAUAUUCCAAGCUCAACGUCUUCUCCCGAUUCUUUGGUGAUACCGAGUUCACCCCAAUCUUCAUCGGCUACGCUCCUAGAUGGAGCAACUAGCAUCAAAGCUAUCUCAGCCACACCAGCGGCCUCGACCUCUACGACGAUGCAGCCAGUGACAACACCGGUGCCUACAGUGCCCACAAGUAGCAGUCCAGCUGUUGGAGCUAUUGCACCCCUAGGAAAAGCAAGUAGCAGCAGUUCUUCCACGUCCGUACCGGUGAUUUCAACCUCCAAUCCAAUCCAGCCAGCAAAGGCUACGCAGGCACAAUCUACAUCACUACAGCAGGUUCCCACGUCAGGGUCCAAGCCAGUUGUGAGCGUAACCGAGCCUGUGAUCGUAUAUGUGACCAAAGGAGCACCAAAGCCCUUCUCAACAAGCGUCAUCCACCACGCACCCAGUGUCACCGACUCAUCGAUGUCAUCAGCAAAUCCAACGGUAAAACCGUCUAUUGAGCCAACAACUACAUCUUUGAUGUUUGUGACCAUCCAUUCCACUGCAACGUCGGUCGUUCGUGUGACUUUUUACCCAUCAUCAUCGUUAUCAUCAUCCGCUUCUUCGUAUUCGGUCUUGUCGUCUUCAACUCGGAGGCGCCCGAGUGUGAAUGUGGCGCCUAUAGAGACCAGUCAUGCCAAUGCAACGCCAAUUGUCCCUACGACCAUCGACUCGGCAACACCAUCGCUUCCUUCUUUGUCUUUGUUGUCGUCCUCCGGUGAGAUUGCUCCUGUGGUGACAGCUCAUAUCACUUCCACGAGUGUUGUUCCUCUGACUGUUUACCCGGCUACAUCGUCACCUAUGCCUUCGCUGUUGCCAUCCCCAAGUGAGGCUGCUUCUACAGUGACAGUCCGUGUCACUUCCACAAGUGUCGUUCCAGUGACCGUUUACUCGACAACAUCGCCAUCUGCUCCAUUGUUGCCGUCCCUAAGUGAGACUGCUCCUGGUCUGACAGUCACUUCCACAAAAACACUUCGCGUGACCGUCUAUGGGUCGACUGACACGCGAGCAGCGGUAACUACACAUGCAGCAGAUCCCACAUCUACUGUGGAUGCAAAUAUCGCUACCACGAGCUCCAAAGCAGGCCAAGGCAUACUUACUGUGAAUCCAGUUACGCCGUCUGGCUUUAUCACGAUCACCGAGACAGACACCGAGACAAAGACCAAGACCGUGACAGAUCGGAUUACUGAGACUGUUACUGCUACUGUCACUCGGAAUUAA